AUGUCAGCUAGAUUACUAGUAUCUACUAAAAGCCUUAAAAGCGGAAGAUUGCAGGGCCUUGCGUCCUUGUUGAGCAAAGUCAACUGCGCUCACAGCGUUCCCUACGCUCAGAAGAGAGUCGGUUACUCCAAGAGACACGUUGCAAGCGUUAGCGGUGUUGGAACGACUGGGACCAGAUCUACCGUAGUUCAACUGCUGAACAACAUCGGGUCCAAAAGAGAGGUCGAACAGUAUCUCAAAUAUUUUACGUCUGUCUCGCAGCAGCAAUUUGCGGUGAUCAAGGUCGGAGGUGCUAUUAUCAGCGACAACCUUCAAGAACUAGCCUCGUGCUUGGCGUUUCUUUACCACGUCGGCUUGUACCCCAUCAUUCUGCAUGGGACAGGACCUCAAGUUAACGGUCGCUUGGAGGCCCAGGGCGUCGAGCCAGACUACAUUGAUGGUAUUAGAAUCACCGACGAGAGGACCAUGUCUGUUGUCAGACAGUGCUUCCUGGAACAAAACUUGAAGCUUGUCACUGCCCUAGAGCAAUUGGGCGUCCGCGCUAGACCAAUCACCUCUGGCGUGUUCACUGCCGAAUAUCUUGACAAAGACAAGUACAAGCUUGUUGGCGACAUCACUGGCGUUUGCAAGGACCCAAUCGAGGCCUCAAUCAAAGCAGGAGCCCUACCGAUUCUGACUUCGCUGGCCGAAACCCCUUCCGGCCAGACACUCAACGUCAAUGCCGACAUUGCCGCUGGCGAACUGGCGCGUAUUUUCGAGCCCUUGAAGAUUGUGUACCUGAAUGAAAAGGGCGGUAUCGUCAACGGCGAGACACAGGAAAAGGUUUCUGUGAUUAACCUGGACGAGGAGUACGAUGAGCUGAUGAAGCAAAGCUGGGUGAAGUACGGCACCAAGUUGAAGAUCAAGGAAAUCAAAGAACUGCUGGAUUACUUACCACGCUCGUCUUCUGUGGCUAUCAUUAACGUCCAGGACUUACAGAAGGAACUUUUCACCGAUUCUGGUGCUGGUACCAUGAUUAGAAGAGGCUACAAGCUAGUCAAGAGAUCAUCGCUCUCAGAGUUCCCAACUCCUGACGCUUUGAGAGAAGCGCUGCAAAGAGACCCAGAUAUUGCUUCGGGUGCUCAGUCCUCUGCCACGUACUUGCGCGACCUGCAGUCUUCUGAAUUCACCACGUACUCCGAUGAGCCAUUAGAGGUUUUGGCGAUAGUCAAGAAAGACACUUUGGUUCCAAAGUUAGAUAAGUUCUUAUGCUCAAAGGUCGGGUGGUUGAACAAUGUCACCGACAACGUUUUCAGCUCUCUAAAGAGAGACUUCCCUGCUUUACAAUGGGUUGUUAGAGAGGACGACGAAAACAUAGGCUGGCACUUCAGUAAGUGCGACGGCUCCUAUUUAAAAAACGGCAAAGUCCUCUUUUGGUAUGGGGUGAAGGAUCUUAACACCGCCUCCCAAUUGAUUAAAGACUUUGUUGGCACUGCUUCCGCAGCACCUACUGGCAGCACCUCUGGUGUUUUCGCAUCUGGGCAAGCAACUAGAGCUUUCUCCACUGCCAGAUCGUAUUCCACAAGAAGUGAGCCUAAAACUGAAGGCACAAACACUAAAAAGGGCCGCGUUGCCCUUAUUGGUGCGAGAGGUUACACUGGCCAGAACCUUAUUUCCUUGCUCGACAACCAUCCUUACCUGGAACUUGCACAUGUCUCGUCUCGUGAGCUAAACGGAACUAAACUGAAAGGUUACAACAAGGCUGAAAUUACUUACGAGAACCUGCAGUUAGAAGACUUGAAGAGACUUGAGUCCAAAGGCAAUGUUGACAUGUGGGUCAUGGCUCUCCCUAACGGUGUUUGCAAGCCAUUUGUUGAGGCAAUCGAAAGUGUCAAAGGGAAGUCAAAGAUUAUCGAUCUCGGUGCCGAUUACCGGUUUGUCCCUGAGACUGAGUGGGCUUAUGGUUUACCCGAGCUCAACAACAGAGAAAAGAUAGCUGCUGCAAAGAAGAUUGCCAACCCUGGCUGCUAUGCCACAGGCGCUCAAGUCGCUAUCGCCCCUCUGACUGAAUUUAUAACUGGCCUGCCCACCGUUUUCGGCGUUUCUGGUUACUCUGGUGCUGGUACCAAGCCUUCUCCAAAGAACGACCCCGCUUUCCUGAACAACAACCUGAUCCCUUACGCUCUCACAAAUCAUAUUCACGAGCGCGAGAUUUCUACUCGUCUCGGUCUAGAGGUCGCUUUCGUCCCUCAUGUGGCACAAUGGUUCCAGGGUAUCUCCCAUACAAUUUCAAUCCCCAUAAAGAAAGGCUCUCUGACUUCUCAAGAUAUUCGCUCCAUGUACGAGAAGUUCUAUGAAAACGAACGCCUGGUCAACGUUGCCAAAGACAUUCCUUUGAUGAAGUCCAUCUCCGGAACUCACGGCGUUCUCGUAGGUGGGUUCAAGGUCAACGAUGCCCAAGACCGUGUUGUUGUUUGCGCUGCUAUCGACAACUUGUUGAAGGGCGCUGCGACCCAAUGUCUGCAGAACAUCAACUUGGCGCUAGGCUACGGCGAGUAUGAUGGUAUCCCACAGGACAAGAUUGCCCAAGACUGA
Lachancea thermotolerans CBS 6340 is the source of this 2574-nucleotide messenger RNA. It is a transcript of the gene ARG56, whose product is annotated as bifunctional acetylglutamate kinase/N-acetyl-gamma-glutamyl-phosphate reductase. NCBI's taxonomy places the organism in Eukaryota, Fungi, Ascomycota, Saccharomycetes, Saccharomycetales, Saccharomycetaceae. Gene Ontology annotation, biological process: L-arginine biosynthetic process. The record is from RefSeq and is a predicted model, not a curated record. Gene Ontology annotation, molecular function: L-glutamate N-acetyltransferase activity, acting on acetyl-CoA as donor; NAD binding; N-acetyl-gamma-glutamyl-phosphate reductase (NADP+) activity. The transcript has a single exon. Gene Ontology annotation, cellular component: cytoplasm; mitochondrial matrix; mitochondrion. Bases 1 to 2574 code for a protein of 857 amino acids.